This is a messenger RNA of Aspergillus melleus, 393 nucleotides long. RefSeq lists its product as uncharacterized. NCBI's taxonomy places the organism in Eukaryota, Fungi, Ascomycota, Eurotiomycetes, Eurotiales, Aspergillaceae. The record is from RefSeq and is a predicted model, not a curated record. The transcript has a single exon. The coding region runs from base 1 to 393 and encodes 130 amino acids.
AUGAUCACCGAGGAGGGGAAAGUUAUCGUCCAGCACCUAGAGGCUAUAUUCGACGCAGUAGAUCGCCGCGAAAUCGAUCACCCCGCCGAGUUGCCGAUACUUGGGUUCCGUCUUCAAGCCGACCUUAUAAUCGAUUGCGAAGUCGCUCGCCACCGGGUUUUAGGCGUCGUUCAUCCCGAAGCCCCCCCUACUAUGCCAGGGACAUUGGCCCUCCUUCUUACAACAAAACGUGCUCCCCUCCGCGAAGGUUUUCUCCUAGGCGGGAGCGAGCGCUUGUGCACACUUCAUGGCGCCCAAGGUCGCCAUACACGGAGAGUCGCUCGCGAGACUUCUCUCGAGGCCGUACGGCAUUCAGUCGAUCUCGAGAGAUCACGCCCACCAGCCAAGAUUUAA